Molecule: messenger RNA, 849 nt
Organism: Adineta ricciae
Lineage: Eukaryota; Metazoa; Rotifera; Eurotatoria; Adinetida; Adinetidae
Source: the annotation of a GenBank genome assembly
AUGCUAUUAGUCAUCGUGGUGUAUUACUUUGUUGAUAUUGGAAAAAAUGCAAUAUUUGCUUGUUUUAUGUUGUAUUACUCAUAUUUAUGUGCGUACGUACGUACGUACGGCGGUCUAUGUCAUGAUUUGGAAUAUGCAAUGAAAUCAACUAUAGGAGACACCCUUACCUAUAUAAAAACGUACACAUGUUUAUUGAAAAUGUAUUCAGGAACAUUCGGAUAUUGGGGAUAUCAACAACCGAGCUAUUAUCGCUAUGACCAGCGGAUGUUGGGCAGACCUCGUCAUGCCUACCAACAACCAGCGCUGCCUUACGGAUAUAUGGAUAUGAGUUAUCAUCCAUAUUAUCGACACUUGUACCGUGACAGGGAAGCAUCAGUGCACUCCUCUGUGACUGCUGAGUUAUUGCAAUUACAUAAUCAACAUCGUGCGCGACAUUGUGCGCCGCCAUUGACCAUUAGUGAACGGCUUAAUAAAAUUGCGCAGUCAUAUGCAGAACAUUUGGCUAAAACAUCAACAUUUGAACAUAGUGGGAACAAACUCGGUAAAGAGCCAUUGGGAGAAAACCUUUAUAUGCAAUGGAUAUCGCGUGGCAAAGUAAAUGCUAGUGCCAAAGCUGCAGAUAAAAGUUGGUACGACGAAAUAGAAAUGCAUGAUUUUAAACAUCCAACAUUCUCGAAAGAAACCGGACAUUUUACACAAUUGGUAUGGAAAGAUACGAAGAAAAUGGGUGUUGGCGUUGCUUUCUCACCUAAUGGUCAAGAAGUUUAUAUUGUUGCAAAUUACUAUCCAGCGGGAAAUAUUGUUGGACCAGGAUUCUUCGAAAAAAAUGUUUUACCAGCCAAAUGUUAA